This is a messenger RNA of Puntigrus tetrazona (Sumatra barb), 2521 nucleotides long. It is a transcript of the gene tbc1d15, whose product is annotated as TBC1 domain family, member 15. Gene Ontology annotation, molecular function: GTPase activator activity. Gene Ontology annotation, biological process: activation of GTPase activity. The record is from RefSeq and is a predicted model, not a curated record. Bases 81 to 2159 code for a protein of 692 amino acids. Lineage: Eukaryota; Metazoa; Chordata; Actinopteri; Cypriniformes; Cyprinidae. The transcript has 16 exons.
GCGGAAAGUGACUCGUCAGUGUUGUUGUGGAUCGCUGACAGGCACGUGAGCGGUGCUACGUAGUCUAUUUAGCAGUCGACAUGGCGGCCACAACUCCUCCCAAGGUGGUGUUUGAACACGAGGGAGUCUUCAUUCACUCAUCGCCAGAUGAAUCUGAGGAUCAGGAUUUAAUAUCAGGGUUCCUCAGAAUUAUUGAUAAGGAUGGUGAAACCCUUGUGGAAUAUAAACCACUGGAGGAUGCAGAUCCCUCAAACAUGCUUUGUGCCUGCAAGGACUCCAGCUCAGUAGUGGAGUGGACUCAGAGUUCAGAAGACAACCCUCACCGUCCUAUUGACCAUCAGCUGAGCUAUGAAACAGAGUGGGACAUGAUCAAUGCCGUCUCAUUUCGGAGAAAAGUCCACGCACAUGGAGAUGGUGGAUCAAACCACACUAAUGACCGGAACAAGUGGGCCUUCUCUUUUAAUGUGUGUGACCUCAGGUCUGUCACAGUCAAAUGUGAGGGCUGGUCAUACAUCAUGUUCCGCUUGAAAGAUGGCACAGCGCUGCCAGCUAUUCAUUUCCACCAGGGAGGGAGCACAGCAUUCCUGGAUAGCCUGAGGAAAUCAGUUCAGAUCAACGAGAGUCCCGAUGAUGAAAGUGUCUUGAUUGUCAGCACCUACAGCAAAACCUUCUCACAGUCCUUUGAGAAUCUUCUGGAUGAUACAAACUAUGGCUUUGUACAGGUUUGUCAUUGUCACGCUGGGAAUUGUAGCAGUAACCACAUAAAAAUGUUUGUUUUUCACACUAUUGUUUCACUUUCCGAACAGAAAUUCAAGAAAGAUCCUUAUACAACAACUCUGGGUGGCUUCUCUAAAGUCACUAACUACCUCUUUGACGCAUUUCGGGCGCCUGAAUUAGAGUGUCAACAGCGGCCUUCUGAGGAGGUGGCGGAUUUGUUAGGAGAACUCAUUCCUGGACUAGAGAUUAACCAGCAGGAAGAGCCUGGAUUUGAAGUCAUCACCAGACUUGAUCUGGGACCGAGGCCAGAGGUGCAAAGAAGGGGGCCUGUGACAAUGGAAGAAUGGGCAAAAUACCAGGAUUCAGAAGGAAGAAUAACCAAUGUACCUCACUUAAAGGAUUUUAUAUUUAAAGGGGGUCUUUGCCACGCAGUGAGAAAGGAAGCCUGGAAAUUUUUGCUCGGCUAUUUUCCAUGGAACAGCACUCAUGAAGAAAGGAAGAACCUGCAAAAGAGAAAAACUGAUGAAUACUUUAGAAUGAAGCUCCAGUGGAAGUCAGUAAGCGAGGAGCAGGAAAGGAGAAACUCAAGGUUAAGAGAUUAUAGGAGCCUUAUUGAAAAAGAUGUCAACCGAACCGACCGAAAUAACAAGUUUUAUGAAGGCCUGGACAACCCUGGCUUGAUAUUACUACAUGACAUCCUGAUGACGUACUGCAUGUAUGACUUUGAUUUAGGGUACGUGCAGGGCAUGAGUGAUCUCCUCUCUCCUAUUCUUUUUGUGAUGGAGAAUGAAGUGGAUGCCUUCUGGUGCUUUGUUUCCUUCAUGGAUGAAAUGCAUGAAAACUUUGAAGAGCAGAUGCAGGGGAUGAAGACUCAACUAAUCCAACUCAGCACUUUGCUUCGCUUGCUAGACUUGGCCUUCUGGAACUAUCUAGAGGCACAGGAUUCUGGGUACUUAUAUUUCUGUUUUCGCUGGUUAUUGAUCCGAUUCAAGAGAGAGCUACAUUUUCAGGAUGUCCUUCGCCUUUGGGAGGUCAUGUGGACCAGACUGCCUUGCCAAAACUUUCACCUUCUGGUGUGCUGUGCCAUUUUAGACUCAGAGAAACAAAAAAUUAUGGACAGAAAAUACGGAUUCAAUGAAAUCUUAAAGCAUAUAAACGAACUAUCCAUGAAAUUGGACAUUGAAGAAAUCCUUAGCAAAUCUGAAGCUAUCUGCAUGCAGAUAAAGAAUUGUAAGGACUUGCCCCAUUCAGUGAGCGAGAUUCUGGGUCUCAGCACAGUCACUGAACCCUCAGCAGCUUUAGAAACCAGUGAAUAUGGAAUUCUCGAGUCACCUCAGACCUCACCAACAUCCACACACAGACGAGAUCACAUCGUCUCAAACGGCCACAGCCACUUAAAGGAAACAACACACAACGGCUGCAAAGUAGCCUUCAUUUCCUAGUGUAUAGCACUACAAGAUGUAUAGUACAGAUUUUAUAGCCCCUGUGUUCCAGCAAGGUGAAAAGUAUUGGGUGUCAUGUAGAUAUUUGCUACCAAAUGCCACAUUGUAAAAUAUCCCAGAGAAAAUAUAUGAAUGUAAAACUAGGAUCCAAAAGGAUCCCUAAAGCAUUAUUUUUGUAAUAUCUUGUACCAUAUUGUCUUUCAUUGAAAUAAUCAUUCCUUCUCACUGUAUUGAGAGAGUUUUCAUAAUGUUUCAGAGGUGGGGUAUCCAUUGUUGAAUAUUAUAUAUUUUUUGUUCUUAUCAGUUUGCCCUUUUCCUAAAUAAUUCAGAUUCAAAUUAAAAUCUGUCUUCCUUCCAUUAGA